Metopolophium dirhodum (rose-grain aphid) is the source of this 351-nucleotide messenger RNA. RefSeq lists its product as uncharacterized. The coding region runs from base 1 to 351 and encodes 116 amino acids. NCBI's taxonomy places the organism in Eukaryota, Metazoa, Arthropoda, Insecta, Hemiptera, Aphididae. The transcript is spliced from 2 exons. The record is from RefSeq and is a predicted model, not a curated record.
AUGGAUAAUGAAAAGUGUCUAGUUUUAAUUCGAUUGUAUGGCGCUAAAGAUUUUUUGUGGAACAGUAAAUCUCCACUUUACCACAAUAAGACUGUAAGGGAAGAUGCGUGGAAUGAAAUAAGUUCACUAAUGAACUUACCUGUUGCUGAACCAAAGAAAAAAAUGACCACCCUUCAAGCAUCUUACAGAAGAGAAAAAUCCAGAGUAGCAAAAAGCCUCAUUACUGGUUCUGGUACACAUCAAGUUUACGUAUCAAAGUGGUUUGCUUUUGACGAAUUUAAUUUUAUGAAAGAUAAAGACAUACCUAAUGAAACAUCCGACACAAUGUCGGAGCUGGAAAAUGUAAGUUAA